Messenger RNA from Paramuricea clavata, 14742 nucleotides. The record is from the annotation of a GenBank genome assembly. Lineage: Eukaryota; Metazoa; Cnidaria; Anthozoa; Malacalcyonacea; Plexauridae.
AUGAUGAAACAGGGUUAUUUGUUGUUUCAGUUGAUCUUCAAUUUGAAAUGUUCCAAUCCAAAGUCAAGGAUCAGUGUGAAACUUGUGUCUGAGGUUGGCGUGGGAGUCAUCGCAGCUGGUGUAGCUAAGGUAUGCCAUGAAAUUAUGGUUUUACCUUCCUUUGUUUGUAGUUUUGUUUUCCUGAGAACUUUUGCUGGUACUAUUGAAAUAUGUGAAUCAAAUAAUGAAGAAUUAGAUAGUCCUUUUUCCGUAAACAAUGUGAGUAGCGAUUUUUUCACUAGCCUUAAUUCCAUUCCCAAUGAAAGAGGUUUUAAAAUGGCUUUUCUUAACAUUGUUAGUUUGCCAAAAAAUAUUGAUGAAAUAAGGUAUUCAAUGUCAAACAAAUUCAUUGAUCUUAUUGCUUUCAAUGAGACUCGUCUUGACUCAAGUAUAACUAAUGGUAUGAUUCACCUUAAUGAUUAUGAUAUUAUUAGAAAAGACAGAUCAAGAAAUGGAGGUGGAGUUUGUAUUUACUUGCGUAGCUCCAUCAACUAUAUUAUAAGACAAGAUCUAAUUCCCUCUGAAUUGGAGGCUGUCUGUGUAGAAAUUAUUAAGCCACACAGUCGACCAUUUCUUGUUACAACCAUUUAUAGACCACCCAAUGCAUCAUCUGAAUUCUUUGAUCAUUUUGAAAAAUUAAUUAAAGCCAUUGAUGAUGAAAAUAAAGAAAUGUAUAUUCUAGGUGAUCUAAACUGUGAUAUGCUUAAAACAGACAAAGAUUCGAAUUCUCCAACAAAGAAAAUCAAAACAUUGUAUGAGUUGUAUCAACUGUUACAAUUGAUUGAUGAAGCUACCAGAGUAACUAUGACAACCUCUAGUCUUAUUGAUCAUAUAGUCACCAAUCCACCAGAGAAAAUUUCUGACUCUGGUGUUAUCCAUACUGGAUUAAGUGACCAUAGUUUGGUAUUUGCAAUAAGGAAAAUUUCUGUUGUUAAAAAACAAGAGAAGAAAGUUGAGAUAAGAAAUAUGAAAAAAUUUGAUCAUCAAAAAUUUGUUGAGGAUCUGAGGCAACAACCCUGGGAAAAUGUAUACUUCUUCGCUGAAAAUCCCAAUGCUAUGUGGGAAAUUUGGAAGAAAUUAUUUUUAGAGGUCUUGGAUAACCAUGCACCACUUCAACAUAAAACGAUUAGAACAAAAAAAGUUCCUUGGAUUACAAGUGCUAUAAAGCAACUUAUAAUCACAAGGGACAGAUUAAAAAGAAAGGCCAUUAUUACAAACCUAGAGAUAGACUGGUUAAAUUACAAAACAACGAGAAACAAAGUUAAUAUUCAGCUAAGAAAUGCUAAAAAAAAUAUUACUCCACUAAAAUUUCUGAUCAAAAAUGCAACCCUAAAGAGGCUUGGAAAACUAUAAACGAUAUACUAGGUAGGCAAAGCAAACCAACAGUAGUAAAUGAGUUAAAAUUAGGUGAAAAUAGUUUGACAAAUACCAAAGAUAUUGCAGAGGGCUUUAAUAAUUAUUUUUCAAAUAUUGGCCCUGAUCUAGCUAGCAAAAUUGAUACUCCAAAUUUGAACUUUCAAACAUAUAUUGAAAAGACUAAAUCAGAAUUCAGUGCAUUCCAGCCAGUCACUGUUAGCAAUGUCUACCAUCUUUUACAUGGUCUUUCUAGCAACAAAGCCACUGGCGUUGAUAAGAUCUCCAGUAAAAUUAUUAAAAUAGCUGCACCUGCUAUUUCAGAUUCACUCACAUAUAUUUUCAAUCAAGCUAUUAUCCUAUCCAUUUUCCCUCACGAAUGGAAAACGGCUAGAGUAAUACCUCUCUAUAAAAAUGGCCAACGAAACCUGCCAGGAAAUUACAGACCAAUUUCAGUUCUGCCUGUCAUUAGCAAAAUUAUGGAACGAAUUCUGUACGAUCAGCUAUACAAUUAUUUAACCAAAUUUGAACUUCUGAGUGACUGUCAAUUCGGUUUUCGUAAAUUUCACUCUACAACUACAGCAUUACUUGACUGUACAAAUGAUUGGUAUAUGAAUUUAGACCGCAAAAUGUUUAACCUGGUAGUCUUAAUUGACUUAAAAAAAGCAUUUGAUACUGUCGACCAUCAAAUAUUAUUGAAAAAAUUAGAGCUUUACGGAAUAAAAGGACAAGCUCUGUCUUUUCUAGAAUCAUAUCUCUCAAAUAGAAACCAAAAAUGCCAAAUACAAGGAUCUGUUUCAUCAGAGAAAUUGAUCAAAUGUGGCGUACCACAAGGCUCUAUUUUAGGGCCCCUAUUUUUUCUGUUAUACAUUAACGAUUUGCCUCAAUGCCUGGAUAAAACAAAACCUCGGUUGUUUGCUGACGAUACGAACCUGACAGUUUCUGGAAACUCUAUUACUGAUCUUGAAACUGCAGUGAAUUCUGAUUUGGAAAAACUUAGGAAAUGGCUAAUUGCCAAUAAACUUAGUCUAAAUGUUGCUAAGACUGAGUUUAUGUUAAUUGGUUCAAAACAAAUGAUAAAAAAUAUUUCAAAUUUGCAACUAAACGUGAAAAUUGAAAACGAGUCAAUUAAACAAGUUUAUGAAUCCAAAACUCUUGGAGUGACAAUUGACCAGCAUUUAUCUUGGAAAACUAACACUGAGAAUAUUUGCAAGAAAAUUACAUCUGGAAUAUCGGCUCUUAGACGUUUAAAAGAAUUUGCUGAUAAGCAAACACUUCUUUCUGUAUAUAAUGCUAUUGUUCGCCCAUAUUUCGAUUACUGCUGUGAAGUAUGGGAUGUGUUUGGAGAAACGCAAUCAAAAAGACUCCAAAAACUACAAAACAGAGCUGCUCGGAUUAUUUUGAAUAUGAGCAAUGACAUAGAUCACUCUGUUGCAUUGCAAGCAUUGGGUUGGAAGCCACUUAAAACAGAAAGGAAGAAAAGUAAAGCAAAAAUCAUGUACAAAUUAUUGAACAAAAUGGGACCGAAAUCACUCAGUAAUCUCUUCACAUAUAAGGGUGAGGUGACAAACUACAAACUUCGGAACAUUUCAAGUAGUCUUUGUUUACCACAACCGCGUACUAAUAAUAUGAAAAAAAGUUUCGUGUAUGACGGAGCACACGUUUGGAAUUCUAUUCCUAAAGAAAUAAGAGAGAGCAAAUCCUUUUCUUCCUUUCGAAAGAAAAUCACUACUCACAUUGACUGAUAGCUAAUUAACAUAGAUGUUAAUAUUAUCUGUAUAUAGAUUACUACCUUAGUUUGUUAGUUCAUAUAAUACUAUAUAUCUUAUAUAAUUUUGUAAAUAGUUUUAUAAUUCUUUUCUGUAUACUUUUCGCACGCCCCUCGUGGAAAUCAGCUUCGGUUGACGAGGUCAGCGUGUUUAAAUAAAGUUUAUCUAUCUAUCUAUCUAAUAUUGUACAUGUUAGUGAUAUUAGUAAUAGUUAUAAUAUUAAUAAUUCAAAGUAGAGUGUAAGUAAUGAAUAAAAUAAAUAUAUCCACUCUUACAGGGCCAUGCAGAACAUAUCGUGAUAUCUGGACACGACGGGGGGACUGGUGCUAGCUCAUGGACUGGUAUUAAACAUGCGGGAUUGCCAUGGGAACUGGGUCUCAGUGAAACUCAUCAGACUUUGGUAUUGAAUAAUUUACGACGGAGGGUGAUUUUACAAACUGAUGGACAGUUGAGGACAGGUAGGGCUAGACUCGGAUGCACACCCUAUGCAAUGAAAAGAACAUUUUCUCACUCUGAUAACUGCAGGUUGACUAUCAUCUGUUGCACGAUAGUGUUUAGUGAAACCCAGGUAUAUUGAUGUUCUUAACGUUUGAUAUAUUUGAGGUCGCGAUGUGGUGAUUGCUGCGUUGCUGGGAGCAGAUGAGUUUGGUUUUUCAACGGCGCCUUUGAUCAGUCUUGGAUGUACUAUGAUGAGAAAAUGUCAUCUCAAUACGUGUCCUGUUGGCAUAGCAACACAAGAUCCUAUUCUGAGAAAGAAGUUUGAUGGAAAACCUGAAUAUGUCAUCAACUAUUUCUUCAUGAUUGCAGAAGAGGUUUGUAUCAAACAGCUUGUUUGACUACUUACUUCUCUUGUUUACCCGUUUGUUUGUUUUUUGUUUAUUCUUUGUAUGUUGCUUGUCUUUUUGUUUGUCUGCUUGUUUGCUAAUUUUGAUUGUUUGUCCGUUUGUUUUGUUGUUUAUUUUUCUCUUUAUUUCUCUUCCUUGUUGUUUUUUUGUGUUUGCCUUAUUUUGUUAGUUUGUCAUUUGGGUUGUUUGCUUGUCCAUGACAGAGAUUUCAAUGUUAUUUUAGGUUCGUGACUACAUGGCUCAGCUAGGUUUCAAAACAGUGAAAGAAAUGAUUGGUCAGACACAGUGCAUCAGACAGUGUGACAUUCCUUUGAAUGAAAAGACCAAGGUAUGGAAAUACACCAAGUAGAAGAAAUGGAUUCCUAGAUUAUGGAGCAUUUUGUAAUGUUACAUGCCGUCUUUACAGCUUCUUGAUUUUGGCAAGAUUCUCGUACCAGCUCGUUCUUUAAACGAUGGUGAACAUUAUGGUGGUACUGAAGAACAGGAGUUUGGUUUAGAAGACAGAAUGGUAGGAUUACAACAUUUUAUAAUCAACACACAUCCCGUACCAUACCAUACCAUACCAUACAAUACCAUACUAUACCAUACUAUACCAUACCAUACUAUACCAUGCCAUACCAUGCCAUUCCAUACAAUACCAUACUAUACCAUACCAUACCAUACAAUACGAUACUAUACCAUACCAUGCCAUGCCAUACAAUACCAUGCCAUACCAUACCAUACAAUACCAUACCAUACCUUACCAUGCCAUACCAUACUAUACCAUGCCAUAUCAUACCAUACCAUACCAUACGAUGCCAUACCAUACUAUACCACACUAUUCAUAUCUCACCACAAACUAUUUUAUACCAUUCUCCAACAUAAAGACAUUUCCUGCUCGUCUUCCAGGAGAACGAACUUGUGGAUGCUGUUAAAGAAGUGUUAGAAGGAAAGAGGAAGAAUGUUUUGAUGGAACUGAAAAUUGGCAACGAAGAUCGAAGUUUUGGGACCACAACAAGUUAUCACAUCUCCAGGUAGGAAUGACUUGCUUCAUUAAACACUACACACAAUAACAUUUUAAAAAUACACAUUUCAAAUAUUGACCCAUUGACGUGCAAUGCUCUCUUCUUUGUUAUUUAACUCUAACGGCGGACGCUUUUUAUCGUCAAGGUAAGAUUCUUGAGCAUUCAUGGAUAAAACUAAACUAUCUGCCCAUAUGUCUUGUUGACGUUUUAAUAGCAGUGCUCUCCAAUCUAUUCUACUUUAUGAUUUUACUAAUCUAUUCCACUUGAUGAUUUUACUAAAGUUUAUGAUGUUUUUGCCGUUCUGAAUAUAAUUGAAUUAAACAACUGGGUGAUCUUUCUUUUUGAGUUGGCAGAAUGCCAGAAACCAGACAUUUCCAUGCGAAUUCCCGUACAAAUGGAACAGCACGAGUUUGUGUACGGAAUGUUUUUGAGCGGGAGAGGCUUGGCUUUUAGUAUUUGAAAAAUUACUGUGAUUUAUCAAUUUCCUAGAAAACUGCUUGAUGCUGGAUUGCCUGAAGACACCGUGUUUGUCAAACUGAAGGGAUCUGCCGGUAUGUCAGUCGUGUCCAUUUCAAAUUGCCUUGAUAAUGACGCUGUAUCGUUAGAAUUCAUGGAAAACUUUGUAUCAUAUUUCAUUAUUUCUCUCGUCAGAAUGUAGUAUAAACAGUAUGUGGAAUUAUCAUAGCAAAUUUGUAGUUUUUACCUCAAAAAUGUUGUCACAACAUCUUGUUUCAUAUAAGAAGGAUCCUUUUGUAUGAAACAGGCUGUUGUGGCAUGGUUUUGAAAGUAAAAACUACAGUAUGUGGAAUUAUCAAUAUCUUUGCUUUGAUAAAGUGUGUACGUAUUGUAAUAAAUUUCAUAUGAACUUCAGGUCAAAGUUUUGGAGCGUUUAUUUGUCGUGGUAUUACUUUGGAAUUGGAAGGAGACGCCAAUGAUUAUGUUGGAAAGGUAUAUUGAUGAUACCUUGUACAAAGUGAGGUUUCAAUUAACCCAAAUGUCCAUGAUAAUUUAUAUAAUGUUGAUGGCCAUUUGUAGAUGUUUUGUAUUUUUCUUCAUUAAUUGAUUUCAAACUUGUUCUCUGAUUGUCAGGGUCUUUCCGGGGGUAAGAUCAUCUUGUUCCCGAGCGAGAAUUUACCAGAAAGUUUUAAAGCCGAGGAAAAUAUCAUCGCUGGUAAUGUCUGUCUAUAUGGCGCCACGUCUGGGAAGGUUUGAAUUAAGUUUCUAUCAACUAUAACUCAGUAAUUUCAGACCUGCGUGUAAUGUGUGAUGUUUGGAAACGUCUUGAUGUCAUGUUGAUGAAAUAUCCAUAUAGGCUUUUGCAUCGAAAUCAUUUAAAAAUGAAUUAGCGUUGUGUUUUCCAAUUUUGUUUCUAUUUUAGGCUUACUUCCGUGGAGUGACCGCUGAACGGUUUUGUGUUCGUAAUUCAGGCGCAGUCGCUGUGUGUGAGGUAAGUUUAAACUACGAAGUUGCAUUGCGGCCCUGUGCGCCUUACUGUACUACUUUACUCUGUUUAAUGCCAGACGAUUUUACUCUUCAAGGGAGAGCCCUGACACUCAAUGGGUUAAACAAUACCAGCGGGCAUCUCAUUGAGAUCUUAUUGUUUAUUUUCAUAACUUACAACGCUACCAAUUUCAUUAUGAAAAAGCCAAUUCAAAUUUAUAAUUUGUCGUAUUUUAUUUGAUAGGAAAUCUUCGCUGUAAAUUCGGACCAGAUAUUCUUGAUUCUUGCAUAUAAAUUGUAAUUCUGAAUAGGCGGGUUCAAGGUUUCCGAUGCCAUCUUGAAUCUAUUGUUUCCACCAUUGUGUUUGCAUCCCCUGCAAAUUUACCUAUAGGGAAUUCCAUUGUGAUUGCACCCUUGCACUAUUGUGUUACGUUCUGGCGUCGGAAACCUUGAAUCCCCCUAUUCGCGCGGUACCAUCAAAACUUACUCCAAACGGAACUAAUCAUGUACAUGCACUUGUUAUUCGAUGAAAAAUAGAAAUAUAAAAUGUUGGUUUGGAAGUUCUUUGGCAGAGACACUAUUUGAGGUAACAUUUCCGAGAAUUGUAUUUACAUUUCCAGGGGUGUGGUGACCAUGGUUGUGAAUACAUGACGGGAGGGACUGUCGUUAUAUUAGGGGCAACUGGACGGAAUUUUGCUGCGGGAAUGUCUGGUGGCAUUGCGUAUAUUUAUGACAGGUAAAAAUGGCUAAGUUUCUUUAACACUCUGUUCGUGUGGGCUCUAGGCUCUGGCCUAAUACAUGCUUACGAUUUGUAAAAUAACUAAAUGUUGAGAUGUAACAUUCCCGCUGUAAUUCACUGAAAUAUUUUCAAUCAUUUAGGUCCAGUCGUUUCCCCAGUCUCUGUAACACACAGAAAGUCGAUCUAGACCCACUACAAGAUCAAGACUAUAUCACGCUGAAACACAUCAUUCAGGAUCAUUUUCAUUAUACUCAGUCUACUGUGGCGAAGACCUUGCUAGAGAACUGGAGUGAGGCUGUUCAAUACUUUAUAAAGGUGUGAAAAUAUAUGGGAUACUACCUAAUUUGUAAGCUGGGAGGCUUGGUCGCGCAAUUUGUCACAGCAGACGACAUUCACGUCUGAGAUCGUAGGUUCGAUUCUCGCUGUGGACACAUGACGCAUUAAAGCCGAAAUUUAAAGCCUGAAUUGACCAUUUGCGUAAUAGACUAAAUUUUGAUCUAAACAAGUCUAGACAGCUUGAAAGAGCAUCACAAAAUUAGUAAUAUUCCAAAGUUUCGUUGCGAAAUGCUGUAAAAUGCGGAUAAUAUAGCCUUGCGAAGUUUGCAAUUUUCAGUCAUUUUAAAUUACAAACGGGAAAUUGACAGCCCCAAAGGGUUUGGGCUCAUUAACAUAUCGUGUUUGUCCUUGAAAGGUUAUUCCUCGUGAAUAUAAACUGGCAUUACAGCAUCAAGAAGAUGAAGAAAAAUCGGUUAGUAGAAGAUAUAAUUCGAGAUAAAAUUGCUGUUGAAUCAAAACAUGUCACUAAGACUGAAAUAUUUUAAAAUAUAAAAGUAUUGAACUGUUUCAUUGUGUUCACCAUGGAUAAGUUUGCAUAAACAUGAACAUAUUUAUUUAUGAAGCAAUACAAAGAAAAGUAAAUAUCGUUUUAGGGUGAAAAUGUUGUACAACAAAAUGGUGAGACGGAAGCAAUAGAAGAAAUUCCAUCAAGAAAAGAUUCUGUGAAUGAAAUUACUGAUAUUGAAGAAAGUGUUCCGAAUGAGAUUGAAGAUAAAAACAUUGAUAAACAAAAGUAAGUCGAGAGGCCUUUCUAAAGUUGUGUAUGGUUGUGUUCGGCGUUGUUCAAAUGUCGCGCUUGUGAAGUUUAAAAGUGUGCGUGAUAAAAACAACAUUUAAAACGUCUCUUCAACGCUAGAGUGAACUCGCAAGCAUUCGUUCAGUUUUCUAUGCGACAAGUUGUUUUCUUAUUCAAACCUUAUUUUACUUGUAAUUCCUUUCAGAGGUUUUGUGAGAUACAAGAGACGUGUUAACGCUUACAGACCUGCCAAGAAACGAGUCAAGGACUGGAACGAGAUAUACAAUCAUCCUAAAGAGAAAGAACUGAAAGUGCAAACUGCAAGGUCAGCGUCCUCUGUUAUGAUCAUUAUACUACGUGAUGUACCAAAUUGUUUUGCAUGAAAGGUCAUUUUCGUCCAGUAAGGAUCAUCUCUUAUUGAUUCAUUGUUACUACACUACCUGUGGUGUUUGGCAUGUCAAUCUGAAAGCACUCUUCUCACACGUGACUUGAGGGUAAAUUGUAAUCAGGCAACAUAUACCAGGAAUGGAAGCUUGGUCACAGAGAUGAAACCCCAUGCAAUACAUACUAAAGAAUAAUUGUUUGAACAUUUCAGAUGUAUGGAUUGUGGUGUCCCGUUCUGUCAAUCAAAAACUGGCUGUCCUCUUGGUAACGUUAUACCCAAGUGGAACGAUCUUGUUUUUAAUGUAAGUUGGAAGAAUAUAUCUGAAAUGCAUUAAUAAUUCAUGAGUAAAUUAUCCAACCAUAUUGCUUUAUUUUGCUCACAUGAUAAUACUGGAUACCUGAUGAAGUAUAGGACUGGAUUAAUUCAUCUCACUUUUAUUUAUUCGUAUGAGAUGUCAUUUCAAAUCCUCCAAUACAGACUGGACUAGAUUUCAAGUCCUCGCAUUUUGAUCCAGUCAUCGGCUUCUUCUUGAUCAAAUUGCCCAGACUUGAAAUAUAGUGCAGUCUUCAUUCAGGAUUUGAAAUAGUACGUAUAGCACUUGAACCCUUUCAUUGGACGUUACAAAGCAACAGAUUAUGACCAGCUUUAGAACCGUUGACUACAUUCUCAAUCAAUCCCUGCUCUAUGCCAAAUGAAUUUGUAUUAAUCUGGCGCUGGUUUAAAAUAAUCAGUAAGCACUUUGCAAAACUCGCUGAGUAUUUCGACUCAAAAACUUGAUCGACGGCGACGGUCAGCCGCAAGGUAUGUCACUGUCGACGUUGCCGAUACGCGACGUUCACUUUGAAAAAAUUAGAGUGUUCAAAGCAGGCUUGUGCUUGGAUACAUAAGCAUGGAAUAUAACUGAUUUUCAUAAUUUCACUUUGUGGUACACGAGGUACAUGACAUGAAACUGUCUGAUCAAAUUCAUCUGAUCUCGUGUGAACAUAUGGAAACACACGAUCUUAUAUAUUGUCUCCCAAAUACACACAACUCACCAUGUGAUUCUCUUGUCGGCAGGGUCAAUGGCAAGACGCAUUGGACAGAUUGUUACAAACCAACAACUUUCCAGAAUUCACAGGAAGAGUUUGCCCAGCACCAUGCGAGGUAAAAAUUUCAUCUUGAGACCGCAAGUUAAACUGCAUGUAGAAAUAGUUUUAAAAUAUUUCCUGUAUAGGUAUUUGUUAUAGUCAAGUAUCAGAAAUCAAUGUUGUGAAGAUACUUAGAAUUGUACUAGAAUAUUAUGUUUAUGAAUUAUUUUUCACAAGUAUCAAUUGUUGACUCACAUAACUGUUUAUUUAUUACGCUAGGGUGCUUGUGUAUUGAGUAUCAACUCUCAACCUGUCACUAUCAAAAGUAUUGAAUGUAAAAUCAUUGAUGUGGCUUUUGAAAAAGGUUGGAUGAAACCACAGGUAAAUAUACUAAUAAAACUGAAAUCUCAAAUGUAUGUAGGAACCAGGAAUAUUAAGUUAACUCAAAUAGGAUAACAAAUUUAGGUUAUAUUUAGGUUAAGAAAGAGUAUUUUUAGAGUGUAAUAGUCAAAUAUUUGCGUAUAUUUUAUUCAGCACUAUUUUGAACUAAAUAUCAUAUUCUAGCUAUUAUAACUAAAUAUCAUGUUCUAGCUAUUAUAACAUUUGGUUAAUAACUAAAUAUUAUAUUAAAUCUAUUUUCUCUUUAGCCUCCUCAAAUGAGAACGAACAAAACUGUUGCAAUUAUUGGAAGUGGUCCAGCUGGUCUUGCUGCCGCUGCUCAGCUUAAUAAGGUAGGAAUGUUGGCAACAUAAUACUCAGAUCAAACACUUUCAUGCGAAAAUUUAUUGAACCAGAUCGUGGGAUUCUCGCUACGGACUCAUGUGAAGAGAGUCAGCCAACGCUCUGCCGAAAGUCGUGGGUUUUCUCCCACAGGGAAAGUUGACAGAGUAGGUUAGGAUAAACACAGUUAAGAAAGUAUAAUAUCACAAUUGUUGUAAGAUUAAAAUAGUCCAGGCUAUAGGUAAAUUAAGUAAGCGUAAUACUUGAUCUAAAGCGCAUUUGCGUUGCACACAAUAGAUGUAGUUUUCUGUCUUCGUUAUGAUUGUACUGUAUUUGCUUGCAACAUUUUGCAAAAGACAAGUUCCAUGCUGCUAUACAUACCAAGUUUCACACACGUCCAUUUGAGUGUUUGCGCGACGGAGGUUUUGGCGAUUUUUAAUUUUGACAACCUCAGUUCAAUUAGCGGUAGAAGUUGUACUUGUCUUCAGUGUUUAUAUUUACAUGCAUUGACUAUUUUAUUCGAGGCUUUUUUCUUCAACAUUUGUUUUAUUCUUCUAAAGGCAGGUCAUGUCGUCACAGUUUAUGAAAAGAAUGACAGAUGUGGUGGAUUACUUAUGUAUGGAAUACCUUCCAUGAAAAUCGAGAAAGAGGUUUGUUUUUGUAUUUAUAGUUAACGAUUCUCUUUUAACGUUUCAUUGCAAACAUACAUUACAACCAACCUCUUCUCGUAGCGUUAUUUUGUUGUAUAAAAUAAAGCCCCCGACGAGAAUGAGAGUUGAUAAGAGUUGUCAUGCAUUGCUACAGGGGCAUUUCAAGCUCUAGAUUGACAAAAUAAAGGUUUGAUCAGUGUUCCAACUAUGUUUUAACUUAAAUAGAAUACAUGAUAGUGUUGGGAAAACAUUAAGAACAGCUAACCAAGCUCGCGUGACUGCAAACUCUCAUGCUCUCUCAUCCUCGUUCCUAAUUUGGGCCUGAGUACUAGGCCGAAAGCAGGGACCAUAUACGCACAAGCUCAAAUUUCCAAAUAUAUAUAUGUUUUGUACUGCCAGUACCCUGAAACCUUUUAAAUAUUGUAUUAUCACUGUAUUUAUGUUUCGUUGGUAUUUUGUCAAUCGUCUUUAAUUUAAAAAUGCCGUGAAUAGUUUCUAAAACAAUCAUAUUUUUCUUGGUAUAAAAGAUCAUUUUUCUGGGAACUAAUUUCCAUAUUUUGAAACACAAAUUUUUUGUCAACAUAAUGUUACCAAUUGCAAGCCAGUAUUAAUAUGAGGUGAUGACCACCCAUCGCGGUACAUUAAAUAUUCUAUCUCGUAUAAUCAAAUACCAGUCUGCAAAAGACGCUUGACAUACUUUUACAGAUGUCGCCCCAAUGACAUAAUUCUGUGAAUGAUUUGAAGCAAAUUGUAAUGCAGACUUCCACAUCGAUCAUAAUACCAUUAGCUCAGUCUAUAUACAUUAUUAUGAUCGAUUUUUCUUGGUAUAGAAGGUCAUUUUCUGGGAACUGAUUUCCAUAUUUUGAAACACGAAAUUCUUGUCAACAUAAUGUAACCAAUUGCAAACCAGUAUUGAUAUCAGGUGAUGACCUUUGGUCACAAGAUAUUAAAUAUUCUAUUUCAAAUUCCUGUCUUAUACAGACGCUUUAAACACUUUAUGCGGAAGCGAUAUUUAUCUUGCUGCUCGAAACAGAUCAUUUUGUUAAAGAUUUCAAGCAAAUACUAACACAGACUUUCUCGAAGAACGAACACUGUAUCUAUAUUCAGUCUAUAUAGCGAGGUUUAUACUACAGAGCGACUAACACCAACACAGAACUUGCUUUGUUAUUUGACGAAACAAGAAUGGCGUGAAAUAUGGCGUCGUACAUACAAGGCUAUGAUGAGGAAAGGUUUGCGACCACAGUCAAUCGAAAUUUCCUCUGUUUGAUUUGCUUCAACGUUUUAAGAGAGCCCGUCCUGUGUCCGAGAAACCAUCAUUGUUUCUGUCGAUCUUGUAUUACGAAACACCUUGAGAAUUCUCGAAGAUGCCCUACGUGUGCGGACGAACUGACCGUAGAGACUUUGGCCGAACCACAAAGAAUGGUAAAAGAUUAUCUAAAUGAAUUAAAUAUUCAUUGCAUUUACAUCGACAGAGGUUGUCAAGAGAUCCUACAAUUACAACAUCUUGACAACCAUGAGGCUACAUGUGGAUUUACACCAGCCGUUUGUACAAACCAAGGCUGUGGUGUAACUUUAAACCAGCGUGAUCUUAUUCACCAUCAAAGUGAACUAUGUGAAUUUCGAAAGUUGAAGUGCCACUCGUGCGGAGAAAUGACAAAGAGUUUGGCAGAUAUCGAGAAACGAAUGGCGACUACUGAGGCAAGAAUAGCGAAUGUUGAGAAGAAUAUGGCCGACAUGAAAACAGAUAUGGAAGGAAAAUUCGAAGGAGUAAAUAAUGAAGUGAGAGGAUUGAAAACAGCUUUGGUUGAAGGUUUUGAUGAAAUAAAGGAUGUUCUUGUCAAGAUGGAGGACAAGAUAGAAGAAAACACAAGAAAAGUAAGAAAUACAGCAAGUGGUGAUAAGGAAAAUAUAAUUGUUGCUGGAGGUAUGGGAACUGACUCUGUAGAGAUGUUUAACUGGCGUCAAAGAACAUGGUCGCCAUUACAAUCCUUGCCAAAGAGCCGAGGAGGAGCGACUUCAUUUGUUCACAACAAUCAUGUGACAAUUGCUGGAGGUGUCUGUUCUGGCUUUGUCAAUGAUAUGAUUAGAAUGAAUAUCAACCCAAACCCUGAUCUCUCAAUGCACUGGAGUGAGUGUCCUGUUAAACUACCCGCUAAGUUGGCACACCACAGCAAUGUGCUGUAUAAUGAUCGUUUGAUAGUCACUGGUGGUGUUAAUGAAAAUGCAGCAUCUGAUUGUAUUUAUGAAGUCCAGCUGGUUCCUUCGUAUACUGUGAAGAUCUUAUCAAGGAUGCCAGAACCAAGACGAGGCCCCAGCAUUCAAUUAUUUGAUGAUAACUUGUUGAUCGUUGGUGGAAGAACAACUGUCAGAUACGAAGCCAGCCUCAGCAGUGUGGUACUGUAUGAUAUAAAGAAGAAUGAAUGUAAACAGUUGGCACCACUGCCGUAUAAAGUGAGUAUGAUGGCAACUGUGAGAUGGGGAGACAACAUCGUUGUUAUAGGCGGCGCUGACGAACGUGGCAAAGCAUUAGAUACAGUUAUCAUUUACAAUCUCAGGACAGAACAAUGCCAUUCGUUACCAGCAAUGAGAUGUAAGAGAUAUGGAUGUACUGCAGUUGUUAUUGGAAACAACAUUGUAGUACUGGGAGGGAGAGAUGAACAACGACAUCACCUAAAGUCAGUUGAAGCUUUCAGCUUUGAAAGUUAUUCUUGGCAAGAACUUCCAGAAAUGUCUCGAGCAAGAUGGCUUCACACUGCUGUUAUUGUGUGAACAAUGUAAAAGUGUUCUUUGAGAUAAUAUUUGACUUUGACCAUAUAACAUUUUUAUGAAGGAUUUUAAGUGUAUAUAUUAUAUAAAGAUUGCAUGCAUAUAAGCAAAUUGAUUAUUUUGUGGAAAUGGAAACUUGUAGCUUUUUAGAUGAUGGAUAAAUAUUGAAUCGAUAUAGUUAGACAACAAGUUCGCUUUUAUAAUAUUAUGAAGAAUUUGAAUUACUCAAUAACGUCUUAAUGAAAUGAAUAGUUUGUAAAUAAUUAUAUAAAAUACAAUAAACUUUUAUCAAAUUCUGUCUUGUCUUGAAAUAUCAACAGAAAGUCCUGUAUCAUGCAAAUGUUGUGAUUUUGGUUUUUUACGAAGCCUUGAAACGCAAGACGAACGUUGGUACAUUUCUCGUUCAAUUUUCGUGCACAUUCAACAAAAUUUGAUUGAUUUAUCUUUGACUUUGGUUAUGGCCAUUCGUUCCACAAAUUUUCAUAUUUAACUGGUAUAUAGUUUUUUAGUUAUUUCGCUGAAAAACAAACAAACAAGUAUUCUGUGUCAAAUAUAGAUAAAAAUAGCAAUGAAGCCACCAUUUCUUUAAGAGCUGAUGAACUUUACAACUAUCGACAAGAGUUAUAUAAGUUUGUUCUAAUUUUCUUAACUAUAAAAAUUGAUUUGUUUCGCGAAAUAAAAAGUGAUGUUUUCAACAAAAAACGUAACAAUAAAGGGUUUAUUAUUUUCAGAUUGUUGAAAGGCGUGUCAAUCUCUUGGCUGAAGAAGGAAUAAACUUUGUGCCAAAUACUGAAGUGGGAAAGGAUAUUUCUGGUCAGCAGCUACUCGCAUCAUAUGACGCCAUCCUCUUGGCGAUUGGCUCAACUGUCCCACGUGACCUUCAAAUCCCUGGU